Molecule: messenger RNA, 580 nt
Organism: Drosophila bipectinata
Lineage: Eukaryota; Metazoa; Arthropoda; Insecta; Diptera; Drosophilidae
Product: salivary glue protein Sgs-5
Source: RefSeq, a predicted model, not a curated record
CAGGUGGCAUAAAAAUAAUAACAACUGUUCACACAUGGAUUUAAUUGUUGAGCACAAAAUACCUGCUGAUGAUUUUUUCUUUAUAAAAAUACAAAUUGAACGGGAACGAAUCAUUCUUAAACUCGCAUCUUAAUUAAAAUGAAGCACGCAAUCCUUAUUGUCUUUAUCUUUGGAACCCUCCAUCUAAGUGGGGCGCAAAUAAGGGACUGCUCCAAUUCAUGCAUGUUACGUGCACGAUGCUCACCUUAUUACAAAGACCUUGUUUGGACCGUUAUCGACGGGGUUUGUCGAGUCUACCAGAAUGGUUGCAUUUUCGGAAACGAAAAUUGUAUGAGAGCUAACCAAUGCCUUCCACCUUUGAUAAGUACUACACGAGAGCACUGUAUGUCUUUCUGCCCAAGGAUGUGUUCUCGUGGGGCCCCGCAAGUUUGUGGAUGGUUUCCCCAUACAAAUAGCAAUGGAACCACUGGCGGACGUGAAAUAACAUUCAGAAGUCGUUGUCUUUUGGAUCUUUACGCAUGCCAGAAUGCUGAGGCCUAUGUCAACGAGCCAAGAAUUGGACCUUGUCCUUAACCACGCC